AUGACUUUCUCUGCCGCGUCUGCUCUGUUUUGUAUCUUUUUCUCUCUCUUAUCUUUCAGAAUCAUGUCCCGACCUUAUCACAUGUCCACCUUCUGCAAUGAAAGCGAGUUCACUAGAACCAGCCCUUAUGGAUCAAACCGCGCCGCGAUCCUCUCCGCUCUACGUGACCGAUCCUCCCUUGGAAGCUAUUCCAACGCCACGGCUGGUCUUAGCCCAAACACAGUCUAUGGGAUGUUCCUUUGCAGAGGAGACAUCAACAAAACUUCUUGUUCUGACUGUGUACAUAGAGCAACGCUAGAAAUCGCUAAAAACUGCACUUAUAACAAAGAAUCUUUCAUAUUCUAUGACGAGUGUAUGGUUCGGUACUCGGAUCUUGCUUUCUUUACGCUCCUUGUGGAUACACCUAGUGCCUCUGUACACUCUCUGAUCCCUUCUGUGGACUCUACACAAUUGCUCAACCGAAUAAUGCAUGGAAAAAUGAAAGAUCUUAUCCUCAGAACAUCCUUGUCUUCGUCGAUUCCAUAUUUUGUGGAGGAUCAAGAACGUGUGACUUCAUAUGAUUUAGAGGCAAUGGUCCAGUGUAGUCCUGAUCUUGAUCCAAGAAACUGCACCUCCUGCUUGAGACGUGCGGUCCAAGAACUCUUCGGGUGUUGCAGCAAUAGCCAGGUUCUUUGAGCUCAGAUCUUCUAUCCUAAAUGUCUCGUACGUUAUAACAUCUCCGGUUUCCAACCAAACGUAGUGAGUCUUUGCUUUACAAAAGAUGAGUAUAUAUCUUCUUCUCUUUUUUAA
Molecule: messenger RNA, 789 nt
Organism: Eutrema salsugineum
Lineage: Eukaryota; Viridiplantae; Streptophyta; Magnoliopsida; Brassicales; Brassicaceae
Product: putative cysteine-rich repeat secretory protein 5
Exons: 1
Source: RefSeq, a predicted model, not a curated record